This is a messenger RNA of Neocloeon triangulifer, 2570 nucleotides long. RefSeq names its product HMG box-containing protein 4. The coding region runs from base 660 to 2507 and encodes 615 amino acids. The transcript is spliced from 12 exons. The record is from RefSeq and is a predicted model, not a curated record. Lineage: Eukaryota; Metazoa; Arthropoda; Insecta; Ephemeroptera; Baetidae.
AUUUUCAGCAAUGGAAAGACCAACCCCCUCAGGACAAUCCCACCUCGUCAUAAAGCGGCCCGAAACCCCUCUGGACACUCACCGGUCGCUGUGCCUAUCACUCCUUCGGGUCACUUUUGUCCAAAUCUAGCCAAGUUCGAGUCGGAAUCAAGCAUGCAGGCUUUUCGUGGAGAAUUUCGGCUCGGUGUUUUUUCCUACGCACAAUCGGAUUGAGCGUCAACAGCGGCGUCGGCCAUGUUAAACGGAAACUUCUGUUUACUGUUUUUGCCAACCUUUCAGUAAAAUCGUUUUCGCCACGAAAUAUAAAUAUGGAACCGGACUUAAUUACAAGUAAAACAAAAAUUUACGUAAUAAAAUUUAAAUUGAUUAUGUUUUAUAAAGUUUUUAUACAAAUUGAAACAAAUUUAUAAGACAUAAGAUGAAGCUAAUAUUUUUGUUAGGUUGGCGACUUUUUCACUAAUGAGCGUGCGCGGCUUUUGAGCGGCUUCGGUAGUUACGCCCCCUUUCUUAAGACUGGGAAUUUGUUGACAACAACAAAAGUGUACAUAUGAUAGAAAAAAGCACAAAAAGCUGCAGAUUUUUUUAGCUUUAAAUUAAGCAUUAAAUUCCAUGUUCGAAGGAAAAUAGUCGCAUUUCCUUGCUUUGUCAAAAUUUUAAAAAUGGAAAAGUAUUUGAAGAGGAAGAAAAUCUAUCUGAACAAAGGUGAACAGCAAUUGGAUUUGGCUCUAUCAGAGGAUGGCGAGCCCGGAGAGGCUCUUUCAGUUUCUCCGAGCGUUUCUCCAAACUUGGUCGCUCCCGUAGCCGCAAAGAAAUCCAAAGGGGAAGCAGCAGCCAAGAAAAAACCUGCAUCCGUACGGAAAAGCUCGAGGAGGUCUAGGUCAUCUAUGGACAUCGUAGAAGAUGACCUUUUUAUGGACACACCUGAUGUUGGCUUGGCCGAGGAGUUGAUUCCUGAAAUUCCUGAAGAAACUGUGGAGACCAUAGAGGAGACUGUUGGUGAAGAGAAAUUUGAUGAAAUACCUGAAAUGGGUGCUGAUUUGUUGGUACCAACGUUUGCUGAAGAGAAGCCUAAAAAGAAACCAACAAAUCCAUCAAAGAAAAGUGCUCCGGUAAGUGCACAGCAUCAAGCAGAGAGCGAGGAGGAUCUUGUUUCUCCAAAACUUGAGGUCACUGGCGUUUCGCGCUCUGGUCGUGUGAGGAAGAAAUCCUCAAAACUCACCGACUUCAAGUCUCCGGAUGAAAUUGAUCCCCGUUACAAACGGAAGAGUGAAAAAGGGACUUUUGACAGUUCCACCACAGAUAGUCCAGCAGCAGCAGCUCCGUCUACACCAAAGAGUAAGAAAAGCACCAAGAAGGCACCUUCUGUGACUCCCCCCGCACCUCCUCCUCCUGCGGCACCACCGGUGGAAGAGGAAUUCUUCAUGUCCAAAGAAGAAUUGGUGGAGGAGGAAGAGAUUGUCUUUCCUCAUGACGCUCACUUGGACACCGACUCUGACACGGAAAUUCAUCACACAGAGGAAGUGGUGGAGGACGAUGACCAUCUCAGUGACGAUUCCGCAGAAGGAGACCAUGCUGUGGUCCAUGAUGAGCUCGAUGAGGAUGAAAUUGAUGACGACGAUGAUGACGAACCUCAAUUUGUUGUUGACGAAUCUCCCAGACCGAAGCAAACUAACCAGGCUAUGUCUUUGUACAUGAUGGAAAAAUCGAGGAAGAAACUGGUUGUGAAAGACGGAAAAGUGGUUGGACGGCAAAAGGCUCAGAGGAAAGAUAAAGGGAAAACAAGAUACACAGCUUACAUGUUGUGGGCUAAGCAAGCGCGCAAAGAUGCACUGAAGUUCGAUCCAGACAUGGACUUCUCAUCCACGAGCAAGAAAUUAGGAGAAAUGUGGAGUUUGGUGCCCACAAGUGAGAAAUUGUCCUGGAGGCGCCGCGCCAAAAGGUUGUCGGCCAAGCAGAAGCUGGAGGAACACCGAGCGUUGGCCCAGGGCCAGCAGCGGAAGCUCAAAAACACUGCUCCUCCACCCCAACCUAAGCCGUCUCCCACCAAGCCGAAGCCAGACAGGCGUGGUCAGGGUCAGCUCAACACCCUGGCGGCGGCAGCGGCUGUGGCCCAACAGCAACAACAGAUGCAACUUUCGCAGCAGCAACAACUUCAAAAUGCACUUGCGGCGGCAGCUUCGGAAGUCUCAAGGAGUCCGGUCAAAUCGAGUCCUGGAGAUCCUCACGCGGCUGUCUUGUUCAAACCUGUGACCACAAAUCCUGUGGAUGUGGCCGCGCACCUGAAGCUGUUGGGCGAGUCCUUGUCCAACAUCGGCGAGCGCCUCAAAGAGCACGAAGUAGGUCAAAUUGCCGUCUCCGGGAGCGUUUCGGUCCUUUUGGACUCUUUGAUCUGUGCCAUGGGCCCUCUCAUUUGCCUCACCCAACAAAUUCCAGAAUUCAACGUUUGCCCGCAAGAGCAGCUGGCACAAAUUUUGGACAACAUUGCCUACAUCAUGCCAGGCCUCUAGAGUUUACAAUUUUAAACUGUACAGUCUCUUAUCAAAUAAAGUUAUUUGGAGUUUUUAAUUCUA